AUGAAAACUGUUGAGGAAGCUGAACUUUGCUUUCCACAGCUUCUCAAUUCAUCUUGCAGGAAGACUAUGCUGCCUCCCUCUGUAUACCUGGUUAUUUACAUUACAAUAUCUUCCAUCUCUCUUCUUACUGUAUUUCUGAACGUGCUGGUCAUCAUCUCCAUAUGCCACUUCAAGAAGCUCCACAGCCCUACCAACAUCCUCCUGCUCUCUCUGGCUUUCUCAGAUUGCAUGGUGGGAUUCCUCAUUUCAUUUCAAAUAGUGCUGAUAGAUGGUUGCUGGUAUCUUGGGGACAUCAUGUGUGGAGUCUACUUCAUUUUGGAUUAUGUUAUCACUACUGCUUCAAUAGGAACCAUGGUGCUUAUUUCUAUUGAUCGUUACGUGGCCAUUUGUUACCCCCUAUAUUACCCCAGCAAAAUCACUGAAGAACGAGCAAAGAUGUGUGUUUCUCUGUUUUGGAUGUGUUCCAUUUUUUAUCAUUGUGUUCUCCUGAGAGAUAACCUGCAACACCCAGGGAGGUAUAAUUCCUGCUCUGGAGAGUGUCUAGUUUUUCUAGAUCAUAUUGGGGGAGUUUUUGAUCUUUUGUCAUCCUUCAUUUGUCCUGUCACUGUGAUCAUUAUUCUCUAUGUGAGAGUAUUUAUAGUGGUUGUGUCACAGGCUCGGGCCAUGCAGUCUCACGUUGCAGCCAUCUCAGUUCAGGGUUCAGUGAGAGUCGCAGCUAAGAAAUCUGAAAUGAAGGCAGCCAUUUCACUGGGGGCUGUUGUAGUUGUGUUUCUGAUAUGCACUUGCCCAUAUUUCUUUGUUACACUUAUUGCAGAAGAUGCUGCUGUCAGUGCUUCAUCUGUGGCAUUUCUUCUGUUCUAUUUUAAUUCCACCCUGAACCCUCUGAUCUAUGCACUAUUUUACCCCUGGUUUAGGAAAUCAGUUAAACUUAUUCUUACACUGCAGAUCCUGAAGCCAGACCUGUGUGACACAAUCAUGGUGUGA
Girardinichthys multiradiatus is the source of this 984-nucleotide messenger RNA. Its product is annotated as trace amine-associated receptor 13c-like. NCBI's taxonomy places the organism in Eukaryota, Metazoa, Chordata, Actinopteri, Cyprinodontiformes, Goodeidae. The coding region runs from base 1 to 984 and encodes 327 amino acids. Gene Ontology annotation, biological process: G protein-coupled receptor signaling pathway. Gene Ontology annotation, molecular function: trace-amine receptor activity. The record is from RefSeq and is a predicted model, not a curated record. Gene Ontology annotation, cellular component: membrane. The transcript has 2 exons.